Messenger RNA from Triticum dicoccoides, 324 nucleotides. RefSeq names its product protein H2A.5-like. The transcript has 3 exons. Gene Ontology annotation, molecular function: DNA binding; protein heterodimerization activity; structural constituent of chromatin. The record is from RefSeq and is a predicted model, not a curated record. Bases 1 to 324 code for a protein of 107 amino acids. NCBI's taxonomy places the organism in Eukaryota, Viridiplantae, Streptophyta, Magnoliopsida, Poales, Poaceae. Gene Ontology annotation, cellular component: nucleosome.
AUGGACGAGAGGAAGAGUGCCGAGCGGAAGAAGUUUACCGCCGGCCACGUCGGGCACUAUCUCAAGAAGGGACGCUACGUGGACCGCGUCGGCUCCAGCGGCCCCAUUGGCCUUGCCGCCGUCCUCGAAUACCUUGCCGCCGACUUGGCGGGCAAUGUGGCCCAGUACAACAAGAAGACCCGCCUCAUGCCGCGCCACCUGCUUCUCGCCACUCGCAACGACGAGGAGCUCUCCAAGAUGCUUGACGGCAUCACGAUCGCCCACAGUGGCGUGUUGCCCAACAUCCACUUUGUGUUGUUCUCCAAGAAGGCAAACAUGCAAUAG